AACAACUUGUUUCCGUGGGGUACGGCACAUUGUAAACCGGAGGUAAGAUUAAAUAGUAACCCCCUGACUUGCGUUUUUUUAACUUGUAAAUUUUAGCGUAACGCCACGCUUUCGGGACACAAUGCAUGAGCCAUAAGAAAGUGACCCGUAAUUUUUUGUCCUUGGCCUCACUGUGCGCACACACACAAGGCGUAUUAAUAUAUAGAUACACCUCAAUGCUUUCUUUUUUUUAAAUUGAAAGAUUACAUAGAAGCGCCUAACUGUUUGCCGCAUGAAGAUAUUAAAUCAUCUUUGACAGCAUUCGAAAUAAAGUUAUGCCAGAGUUUGAAACGUGUGGAGUUGAGAGGAAAACGUGGACGAAAGGUCCCUAUGAUAUUGACAAAAUCGAAUGAAAAGGCAAUUGCACUGCUUAACAAAACAAGAGGUGAAGUGGGUAUUUCUGAAGAAAAUCCUUAUGUAUUUAGUGUACCGACCAGGGGUUCUUUGCAAUUCUUGCGAGGCAAUGAUGCUUUAAGAAAAAAUGUUUCACCUUUAACACUGAAGUGUCCAGAUGCAAUUACAUCAACAAAAUUGCGAAAACACAUCGCAACAUUGAGUCAACUGCUUAACUUGGAAGAACGGGAACUGGAAAUGCUGGCUUCUUACAUGGGGCAUGACAUUAAAGUUCAUCGAGAAUAUUAUAGAUUGCCAGAAGAUACCUUGCAGUUGGCGAAAUGCGGAAAAUCAGUUAAUUUCCUUGGUCCAUAAGGACUUAUGGACCAAGGAAAAUUAACUGAUUUUGCUGGCAAGAGUUUAAAAGACGUUGAGAUCGAUUUGGAAAUCGAUGACAAUGAAUUAGUGCAAGACGACGAGGAUAGUAAAGAAGAAG
Molecule: messenger RNA, 868 nt
Organism: Hydractinia symbiolongicarpus
Lineage: Eukaryota; Metazoa; Cnidaria; Hydrozoa; Anthoathecata; Hydractiniidae
Exons: 2
Coding region: 370-747 (125 amino acids)
Source: RefSeq, a predicted model, not a curated record